Molecule: messenger RNA, 1677 nt
Organism: Trichomycterus rosablanca
Lineage: Eukaryota; Metazoa; Chordata; Actinopteri; Siluriformes; Trichomycteridae
Gene: fbxo5
Product: F-box protein 5
Exons: 5
Coding region: 184-1347 (387 amino acids)
Biological process (GO): negative regulation of meiotic nuclear division; regulation of mitotic nuclear division
Cellular component (GO): nucleus
Molecular function (GO): protein binding
Source: RefSeq, a predicted model, not a curated record
GCGCUUUUCCCUCUGGUUUCAUUAGUCAGUAGUGUCUGGAUUUAAGCGCGGAAAGAGACAAUGUGGAAUUAGUACGUGAUACUUAGUGUCAGGAAACGUCUUUUAAUCUGUGAGGCACAAUCAAGACGUUAAGGUUUUAUUUAAAGUUUUUACGAGUACCGGGAGCAAUCCUCGACCACAGUUAUGAAGUGCUUGGCUCGGAGCAGAUCUACAGCGGCCUCUCGGCAUGCAGACAAAGCUAAAGCUGAAACCUGCGCUGAGUUAAAGGGACAGAAGAAAACUACGUGCGCCCCCAGCCUACCAUCCUCCAUCUCACGCCGUUCACUUCCUGCUCAACCAAAAGGCCCUCAUAAUAAAGAGAACUGUGAAGAAAAACCUUGCUCUGUAGAUGUGCUUUCUGACGAUGAGCAGUUCUCAGUUCUCAGCAGUUCUAGUCUCGUAGAAGACAGCGGUUACCUCUCCCUUCACAACAGCCAGUUAGAGCAUGAUGCUGAUUUGAAUGGUCCAGAAUCGGUGCCGAGAAGUCCGGAGGACGAAGAAUCUAGUUUGUCUUCAAAUGUUCAGUCUUGCUCUAAGUCUGCCUGCCUACCUGUCCUGAAAUUCCAGAAUGAUGUGUGCAAAGCUCUGAAAAAGAGCUACAGGAAACAUCAAAGCUAUGACUGGUCUGUUGUCAGCACAGUUGCUGAAAAUCAUGGACUCCACAAUGUCAUUGGAGCCAAAAUGGGUCUGGACUAUGUAGACAUUUUUUGUGGUUUGUUAAAGAAAGACAUGAAACACAUCCUGACCAGGAUCUUGAGCUUUCUUGGAGACUGUGACUUGAUAAACUGUAAGAAGGUGAGCAGGACAUGGCGAAGAAUCAUUUGCCAGGACAAGCAAGCCCUUCAGAGGUGCAGAGAAGCUGAGCCAAUGCUAAAGGAUACUGCAAAGUCAGUAGGGUCUUUAUCCAGAGACUUUGGCCUUAGCAGGGUGGUGUUUUCCUGCCUACAGUCUGUCGCUUCCUCCACACCUAUCCACAGACCUACAAAGAAGACCCUGAGCCAGACAGAUAGCACACUGAACACGCCUAAAUCAAGCCGAAUUGAAAAGUUUCAGGAGGCUGCAAAAUCUUUGAAAGCACACGAGGCAUUAAGGAGUUGCCGUCUUUGUGGAUCGCCUGCACGAUUUGACUCUGCUAUGAAAAGGGCCGUGUGUACGCGGGUUAGCUGUGCCUUUGACUUUUGCUCCGUCUGCCAGUCGGAGUACCAUGGGUCUACCCCGUGCCAAAGGGGAAUUUUACGGACAUCGCACUGUGAAACAGCACACUUGGCAGGUUCCACACGCAGCAAACGCAGCGUACGGCGCCUCUGAGACGCAACCGUAUGAACACUUAAUGCACCUUUUAAUAAAAAUGUCUAUUUCUGAAAUAAUUUUAUGAAAAAAAUUUUAUGUGGGCUUUGAAGUCUGGUUGUUCCUCACUGUGAAGAGAUGUAGGUCACUCUGUCUGUGAUUCUAGCACAUGUAAAAAAAAAAAAAAGAAAUACUGUUUUACUGAAAGCCAAAAAAGAAACAUAAGAGGAUUAAUCAGCCUUUUCUAGAAUUGUUAUAACACAUUUUAUAAACUUUUAUAAGAAUUGUAAAUGUGCGAGUAAAACGAUAUUUGUGCCUUGUCAAGUGAACUGUAAAUAUGUACAUGGCUGA